AUGGCGUCUACAGAAGACUUGUCCAGUGAUGCCCUCUUGUUACGGUACCGCCCCAGCAGUAGAAGGAAAACAACAUAUGGCCAUAUGAAUGACUGGAUGAGAAUGGCGAUGGACCAGAGCUCGGGAGCCGGGACUGGGGUCCCUCCCACACUAACUGACAAUAACUGGCAACAAUUCAAAUCGCCUGCUCAGAAAAAAGAAGAAUCUGAGAUGAAUUACAGAAGAACAUACGCAGAUCUGACGUCAAAGAUUGCUUACAGAUAUCCCAAUCCUGGGGCUCCAAGACUACGACAGGGCCGAAUAGGUGGUACCUGGAGACACAUUAAGGAAGUGCUUGGACACGGGGGGAGUAGGGUGUGUUAUGUUGAUGGUCUUAUACGAGUAUAUGACGACGUUAGUUUUAAUACGAGGUUGCAUUCAGCGUCAUCACAACGACAUCAUCUACGUAAUGCUCAGCAUUCCUGGGAGAAUCCAUCGAAUGUACAACUGCCGCCAUUAAGUAAAAGCAUGGGACAAGUAUCUUUUGAAGACCCCGACGUAGCUAGGAAAAUCAGACUGUCAUCUGCUCAAAAAUACAAAGGAUUUUACAAGCAGAAUUGAGGGUUACCUCCCUUCCCCUUCAUAAUCAAACACUACUUUUACC
Molecule: messenger RNA, 643 nt
Organism: Ylistrum balloti
Lineage: Eukaryota; Metazoa; Mollusca; Bivalvia; Pectinida; Pectinidae
Exons: 6
Coding region: 1-600 (199 amino acids)
Source: RefSeq, a predicted model, not a curated record